AACCAAGGAAGGUUUGAACGGAUUAAAUAUGAGGAAUCAAGCGGGAAAGCCCGUCCCACAGAUGAAAUUUACUGGUUGUGCUGGCAGUUGUAGAUUGUUACACACACGGGCACCUACGUACAUAGACCUUCCCAAACUGCCAAAUUAAAGGAGAUAUGUCGGAUAUCCAGGUACUGUAGGUAUCUAGUAACGUUCAGCUACCCCGCUAUCCCACCUUUGAUCAGAUCCUCAAGGUAGGACUGGAAAGCACUCCCGAGAUAGCAUCGGAACAUUAUUCAGCAUUAACCCUUGUCGUCUAAUUAUUGCCUAUUUAAAAGAAGUUAAGUUUCCUGAAGACUUCACGGCUUCCUACCACACUUCCAGUGCCAUCGUUCCUGUUCGCCUUUAGAGUUCCCGUACGCUAUAGAUCAACACCCAAUAUGACUUCACAACCCUUUACCAUUAGGUGGGGCAUUAUGGCCACCGGUGGCAUCGCUCAGACCUUCACCAAAGACCUACUCAACAACCCCGCAACUCGUGAUGUCCACGAUGUCGCUCACAAAGUGGUGGCCGUCGCCUCGUCAUCAUCCAAAGCGAGCGCCGAAUCUUUUCUAGAGAAGGUGAAAGCCCCAGCUGGCGCAAAGGCGUACGGUUCUUACGCCGAGCUGGUAAAUGACCCAGACGUCGAAAUCGUUUACGUCGCAACGCCCCACAGCCAUCACUUCCAGAACGCUAUGUUGGCCUUAGAAGCCGGCAAGAACGUUUUAUGUGAGAAGGCUCUUACUGUGAACGCCGCCCAGGCGCGGAAGCUCGUUGAGACUGCUAAAGCCAAGAAUCUAUUCUUUAUGGAAGCUGUCUGGACACGAUUCUUCCCUCUUAGCAUCAAGAUUCGGGAGCUGGUGUCGUCCGGAUUUAUUGGACCUGUGUAUCGAGUUAUUGCCGACAACUCGUUUGGCAAUGACGGACCUAACGGUACCCUAACCUUCCCAAAUGAACACCGGAUGGUGAAUCUAGAUCUAGCAGGUGGUGCAUUGCUAGAUUUGGGCAUCUACUCCCUAACGUGGCUGUUCCAGUUCUUAUACCAUCUCCAACCCGAAGCGGAAAAGGAGGUACCGAGAACUAUAGCGGCCAUGAACAAGUAUAGCACGGGAGCUGAUGAGAUGACCAACAUCAUCCUCCAGUUCUCGAAACACAAGAGCAUGGGACUUGCCAUGACUAACAUGCGAGUUCCCACUGAUAUCGACGGACAUAAUAGCGCUGGACCCGCUAUUAGAAUUCAAGGUCCCAAGGGUGAAAUCCAAGUAAUGGGUCCAGCCUACCGCCCUCAACAGUACAAGAUUAUCAAGUCAGACGCGAAAGGCAAGGUUGAGGUCGUCAACUACCCUAUACCGCAGGACCCAGAGCGACAAUGGGGUCAUGGAAUGUUCUGGGAAGCAGACGAAUGCGCUAGGUGCAUCCGGGACGGCAAGAAGGAGAGUGCUACUCUGCCCUGGUCCGAGAGCAUCGUCAUCAUGGAGGUCAUGGAGGAAGCUCUGAAGCAGGGAGACAUCAAGUACCCCGAGCUGAUCACGACCGACGUGUUCGACCCAAAGAGUCCCCUAAACACCGGCGGUAAAUAAAAAGUCAUUCAUAGACGGCUAUCAGAGUUCGAGAAUCGGGGGGUAAUGCUAGCAACAGUAGACAGAUAUCGCUAGUAAUAAUACCCAACAGCAUUCUAGCACCGGCUGAGAUCUAAUACACAUAUUGAACUUCUGAUGGCCACUUACACGAAUUACGUGCCCUAGAAACAUUCCUUACGAUUCAAUAUUACUUUUGUUCUACAAACCAC
Messenger RNA from Annulohypoxylon truncatum, 1807 nucleotides. RefSeq lists its product as uncharacterized. Gene Ontology annotation, molecular function: nucleotide binding. The coding region runs from base 420 to 1598 and encodes 392 amino acids. The record is from RefSeq and is a predicted model, not a curated record. NCBI's taxonomy places the organism in Eukaryota, Fungi, Ascomycota, Sordariomycetes, Xylariales, Hypoxylaceae. The transcript is spliced from 3 exons.